Molecule: messenger RNA, 1345 nt
Organism: Ochlerotatus camptorhynchus
Lineage: Eukaryota; Metazoa; Arthropoda; Insecta; Diptera; Culicidae
Gene: CSN6
Product: COP9 signalosome subunit 6
Exons: 3
Coding region: 134-1222 (362 amino acids)
Biological process (GO): protein deneddylation
Cellular component (GO): COP9 signalosome
Molecular function (GO): protein binding; metallopeptidase activity
Source: RefSeq, a predicted model, not a curated record
CUUUUGCUCUCGCUCGCGACGUUCGCCUUUGUGCAUUUGCCAAAAAUCUAGCGAUUUUUUCCAACAAAACAAACCGAUUUACUUUCGUUGAAUAUUCACGUAACCUACGGGAGUGCCCUACAAAGUCGCCAACAUGACCCAGCGUCAAAACGAGGAAAAGAUGGACAUCGACAACGAGGAGCAAUUGGCUGUCAUUCUUGCCGAUAGUUCCAGCUCUAGCGCUACCGGUGUUGCUGUUGCUGCCGUCGCCGCCGCCGCUACCGCUGCAACUCCGAGUGGAUCGCAAACGAAACCGUCUCCAUCGACUGAAUCACGAAAUGUUAUGGCCGGAAGUGCUACGGUGCCCUCCGUAACGUGUUCACUGCAUCCGCUCGUGAUUAUGAAUAUCUCCGAUCACUGGACCAGGAUCCGCGCACAGAAGGGCUUCAAGUCACAGGUUUACGGUGCAUUAAUUGGCAAGCAAAAGGGAAGGAACAUUGAGGUCAUGAACUCGUUUGAGCUCAAGUUUGAUUUGGUUGGGGAUGAGGUACACAUUCUGAUGGAUUACUACAAUACUAAGGAGGAGCAAUAUAAGCAAGUUUUCAGUGAUCUGGAUUUCUUGGGUUGGUAUACGACCGGAUCUGUGCCGUCUGAGAAGCACAUCAACAUUCACAAGCAGAUUUGCCACAUCAACGAGUGCCCAAUCAUGCUUCUGCUUGAUCCGACUAGCCGGAACAUGAACCAGUUGCCCAUCUCUCUAUACGAGUCGGUAAUUGACAUUGUCCAGGGCGAUACAGUGAUGCUCUUUGUUCCUUUGACUUACACACUGGCCACCGAGGAAGCCGAACGGAUCGGAGUCGAUCACGUAGCUCGCAUGGCAUCGAACGAUUCGGACGAAAACUCGACGGUGGCGGAACAUCUGCUGGCGCAGCACAGUGCCAUCAAAAUGCUGCACUCCCGAAUCAAGAUUGUGUUGGCGUACAUCAAGGCCAUCGAAAGUGGCCAACUCGAACCAAAUCAGGAGAUUCUACGUGGAGCUUACUCACUGAGCCGUCGAUUGCCGGUGAUUCAGAAUCCGUCUUUCAAGGAGGAGUUUUAUACGCAAUCGAAUGACGUUGGUCUCAUCACUUAUUUGGGUGCAUUAACCAAGGUUUCGAACGAUAUGAACCAGCUGGUGAACAAGUUUAAUCUUCUCUACGAUCGUCAAGGAAUGGGCAGAAGAAUGCGGGGUCUUUUCUUUUAAGUUUUCGAUGCUUCAAGGCAACUAAGCACAUACUUGAACUCACUAUGGCUACAGGAUAUUUCUUCGUUCUUUAUUGAAUACAUCCCCACUGAUUUGAUAUACAAUACAGAUAAAUUCAACAAG